This is a messenger RNA of Symbiodinium sp. CCMP2592, 1047 nucleotides long. Lineage: Eukaryota; Dinophyceae; Suessiales; Symbiodiniaceae. The record is from the annotation of a GenBank genome assembly.
AUGGUCCAGCCAUCGCUGCUGCAAGCAUUGCGGGCAAAGCUUUCCGCAGCUGCAUCAAGCGCCUCCGUUUACAGGGAUGGAUACGGUCUUCUGACUGUUGUCGCCAUCACAAUCUUUGCCUUCAUCUCGAGCUGCUGUGCGAUAGUGUCAACAAGGGCGUUUCUUGUUACCGAAAACUGUGAUGCACGUCGUUCAGACUCGGUUCUCGGAAUGCAUGAGCGGCGGCAUCGGCUUCUGCAAUCCCUUCACUCGCUGGGGGGCAGACCAAGUGCCACUCCCAAAUUCAGACCCAACGCUCGCGUCAACAAGCCCUGGAGACAGUUGGUUAUCGACACUCCUCUAGAAGGCGAUCGACUCGGCGUAAACCUCACAGAGGACACCCUCGUCAUCACAAGCUUCGCAGACCCUCGUGCUGAAACUUUCGGGUUUAAGGUGGGCGAUCGAAUCGUGCAUAUCAAUGGCGUGCCGGUAUUUCAGCAGUUGGACUUUCUUCAAGUUCUUUCAGGCGCAAUGCGUGAUUUCCACCGACUCAAGCAGCCCAUCGUUGUAACCACGGUCGAUCCCACGUCCAGCACCAGCGGCUCGAACAGCAAGCUGGACAUGACUGGCCUGGAGAUGCAGGAUGUGUGCGGCAGAUGGCAACUCAGCAGUGGUGAAAACUUCAUCAUCAGUAGAAUGCCUGGCGUCGAGCAGCUACAGCUGACACUCCUCAUUGGGGACAGCACAGCUUCAACAGGCUUGAUCGUUCCUGAUGGACCCGACCUUCGAUGCAACCUGUACCGAUUGGACAACAGCGAAUUCGGCGAAGCAUGGCUCAGUUUCAAUAUGCAGUCGCAGAAGAUCGAGGCUUCAUUGAAGCCGGCUGGAUCCCAGCACUUCGGCAAGGUCUUGCUUGCCGCAAGAGUUGCAGGAGGACCUUCUUCGCAAGCCACACCUCUGCCGUGCCCACGAGACUUCCCUGGCUCACGCUCUGUGCCAUCGUCAUCGUCCUGGCCAGUGUCUUUGACAUCCCUGCCGCCCAAGAAGCUGUCCGGGGAAGAGAUCUGA